Messenger RNA from Microsporum canis CBS 113480, 720 nucleotides. Its product is annotated as extracellular serine-threonine rich protein. The record is from RefSeq and is a predicted model, not a curated record. Bases 1 to 720 code for a protein of 239 amino acids. The transcript has a single exon. NCBI's taxonomy places the organism in Eukaryota, Fungi, Ascomycota, Eurotiomycetes, Onygenales, Arthrodermataceae.
AUGAAGUUCACUCUCCUCGUUGCUGCCUUUGCGGCCGUCGUCUCUGCUGUCACUCCUCCAGAUGUCAGCCAGCCACCUUCCGGCAACCCCAUCAUGACCCCCGGCCUCGACCAGCAGGUUCCUGUCGGCAAGCCCUUCUCAAUCACCUGGCAGCCAACCACCCAUGGAAGAGUCUCUAUCCUUCUACUCCGUGGCCCUUCUACCAACGUCAGACCCAUUAGCGUCAUCGCCGAAUCUAUCGAGAACACCGGCUCCUUCUCCUGGACCCCUCCAACCGACCUCGAAAACGACCACACCCACUACGGCAUCCAGAUCAUCGUCGAGGGCACCGGCCAGUACCAGUACAGCACCCAGUUCGGUGUCGAGAACCACCACAAGCCGUCCAAGCCAUCUAAGCCAUCUGAGCCAGCCAAGCCUACCGAAAAGCCUACCUGGACCGGCAACCAGCCCACCGCCCCUGCAACCCACAUCGUCGUCCCUUCGUCCAUGCCAACUGGCAGCGUCAUCACCCUGACCACCUCCGUCUGCCCACCAUCUCAGACUCCCGGUGCCCCUCAGCCAACCGGUGGCUACCCAGCCCCAGUUCCAUCUGGUUCCGGCAUUCCAGUGCCUCCAUCUUCUCCAUCCGUCACUCCUCCACCAUUCAACAACGGUGCCGGUCGCGUCGGUGCUGGUGUCGGUGCCGCUCUCCUCGCCAUCGCUGCUGCUUUCGCCUUGUAA